GAAAGGGGAAGUCGCUGAUGUGAAACCCACAGCAAGCAAAUACCUACCGAGGACCAGAAACGAAAAGGAAUACCUUAAAUUGAAUUUCUUUUUUUUUCUUUCUUACUGCUUUGGAUCAUUUAUGAAAAAGCCAUUUAUAAGGAGGUUGGAUAUAGAACGGUGAUCUGCAUUAUUUGUUUCCCCCUUUUUUGUUAUUUUUUUUUUCCCCUGUCCUUUUCUAAUACCUUGGGAGAGACGGACUUCUUAAGUGCAUCAUUAUGUUGAACAAUAUGGAUUUGAAUGCGAAAGAUUCUUUUUAUCCUCAGUUUGAGAAUUGCAACAGUUCUUCCCUCGGAAUGGAAAACGGCGUGCGGAAAGAUAACAACCAAGAGGUGUUCGUCGAUGCAGAGCGGGGGGUACCUGCCCAGUUUGGCCAUGAAGGAACCCCUGCAACCCUAAAAACGGAGGCUUUCAACUCGGAGUACGCGUUUACCCACUGCGAGUGCCCAAAAGACGCAUACACCCCCUCCUCCUCCUCCUCGCUCGCCUACUCCGGCAGCUUCUAUGUUGAGGCAUCUCAGGGAGCGCCCUGCAGCACCGAAACACUCCUCAAUAUGAUCACCGAGAUCGUGGGCAUAUCCACGCUGCCGCUCUCAGAGGCGCAACAGAACGGCAACUGCAGCCGGGGGACAUACUCCUCUCCCGGGCCUCCAGACAGCAGCUCUGGCGGCUUCGGGGACUCAAAGCGGCAGUCAUACACCUGUUCCGGAUCCGAUCAAGACCAAACCCCGCAAGACAACCAAGCCCAUCAAGACCCGUCCACUUCCAAGUUCGGCUUUCAAAAGAAGCCAGAGCCAAAGUCGGAGGCCGCUUCUUUCCCCGUUGUAGUAAAGAAUGAGUUUGAAAACAGCUGCUAUGAGUGGGGGAGCUUUAACAAUAAGUCUGACUGUUUGGAAACCACUUUCCACUCAGAGACGUUCCCCAUGUCCAAUGAUUUCCCACCUGAUCAGCAAAUGGACGUUAAGGACCUUUUGGAGACUUUCCCCCCUAUUUGUCCCAACCCAGAGAUGGAGUUUAAGGUGGAGGGGGGGAUCAAACAGGAGCCAUGUUUCUCUGACACCUGUUCCCAGAGUUACUCGAGCCCUCUCUAUAAUAAUUACCUCCCACCACCACCAACUAUGGGCCUGAAACCCUUUCCAGAACCCCCGCAGCCAUCAAACCAGUGCGACCCUCUCUACACAUCACCAGCCUUACCCAGCACCAUAGACUCCAUCCUAUACUCCUCCCUGCUGCCAGACUCCUUCCCGCAAACUUACACCAACCGCACGGCGAAGCCUCCCGGCAGCAGGGCGAGAAAGAGCCCCGCCUCCUCCUCUAACGGCCCGGCCAAGGAGAAGCCCUUCACCUGCCCCAUGGAGAGCUGCGACCGGCGCUUCUCCCGCUCCGACGAGCUUAACCGGCACAUACGCAUCCACACGGGCCACAAGCCCUUCCAGUGUCGCAUCUGCCUGCGCAGCUUCAGCCGGAGCGACCACCUUACCACCCACACCAGGACUCACACUGGGGAGAAACCCUUUUCCUGCGACGUGUGCGGUAAGAGGUUCGCCCGCAGCGACGAGAGGAAGCGGCACGGACGCGUUCACCUGAAGCAGAAGGAAAAAAUGGAGAUAAAGCCACAGGUGACCGCCGGGCCAUGGCCGUUCAGUCUUCCAGAGGGAAUAUGAAAGUUGCGCCCUUUUUGUUUGGCGGGAAUAAAAUGUUAAAAGAUGAAGCCAGCCUGAGUUGGUUUUGCUUUGCAAAUCAUCCUGUAAACUCAGAGGUUUAUUUUUAGAGGAGCAAGGAGGAGGAAAAGAGCCUUAUAGCGCGUUGCUGCUGACUUUCUGCAGCCAUGCCAAAGCUGCACAGGUCGACUAGCAGAUCAACAGAGACUUGUUGCUUUAACUGUCAGAGGCGCCAAAGCCUCUGUGUUCUACACUGCAUGACCGGUCUGUUUCAGCACCUCUUCAAUCUGGACAGCUCCAGCCUCCAUUUGCCUCAGAGCCAUGUGUGGAUUGCAUUUACAGAUUAGAAAUUAUGAAUAUUUCAAUUAAUAGAUUCCUUAGUUUCUGCUUUUAGCAUUCGUAGAGCAAUGAUUUUAACCUAUGUUUUCUUCAAAAAAA
Messenger RNA from Cyprinodon tularosa, 2138 nucleotides. RefSeq names its product early growth response protein 1-B. Gene Ontology annotation, biological process: regulation of transcription by RNA polymerase II. The record is from RefSeq and is a predicted model, not a curated record. Lineage: Eukaryota; Metazoa; Chordata; Actinopteri; Cyprinodontiformes; Cyprinodontidae. The transcript is spliced from 2 exons. The coding region runs from base 258 to 1703 and encodes 481 amino acids. Gene Ontology annotation, molecular function: DNA-binding transcription factor activity, RNA polymerase II-specific; RNA polymerase II cis-regulatory region sequence-specific DNA binding.